Peronospora matthiolae is the source of this 216-nucleotide messenger RNA. NCBI's taxonomy places the organism in Eukaryota, Oomycota, Peronosporomycetes, Peronosporales, Peronosporaceae. The record is from the annotation of a GenBank genome assembly.
AUGAACCCAUGGACCCAGCGAUACCUCAAUGGCGACUACACGGUAGUGCUUGUACUUCUGGGUCUCCCGACGUUUGGAUUUUAUGCCUUUUUGCAAGUGGUUCGAGGCUGUGAGCAUCGUGAAGUGUCACAACAGUCAAGGCAAGAGUCCGUCGGAGAAGCUCCUCUUUCCGAAGAGAAGACCAGGCUCUCGCAGGAAAAUCAAACCGUCCUCUGA